This is a messenger RNA of Macrobrachium nipponense, 1068 nucleotides long. RefSeq lists its product as uncharacterized. The coding region runs from base 1 to 1068 and encodes 355 amino acids. Gene Ontology annotation, molecular function: RNA binding. NCBI's taxonomy places the organism in Eukaryota, Metazoa, Arthropoda, Malacostraca, Decapoda, Palaemonidae. Gene Ontology annotation, biological process: endonucleolytic cleavage to generate mature 5'-end of SSU-rRNA from (SSU-rRNA, 5.8S rRNA, LSU-rRNA); ribosomal small subunit export from nucleus; endonucleolytic cleavage in ITS1 to separate SSU-rRNA from 5.8S rRNA and LSU-rRNA from tricistronic rRNA transcript (SSU-rRNA, 5.8S rRNA, LSU-rRNA). Gene Ontology annotation, cellular component: preribosome, small subunit precursor; nucleolus; 90S preribosome. The transcript is spliced from 6 exons. The record is from RefSeq and is a predicted model, not a curated record.
AUGGAUUACCUGGCAACUCAGGAUGACGAGUCAGCGAGAGCUCAGGCUCAACUACUGCAGUUACUUGUAAACAACUUUCUUAAUGGAAUAGUUGAGGAAGAAGAUGCAAGGAAACUAGCAGGUAACCAAAUUGUAUCACGCAUUCUUGAUGAUGCUUUACAAUGUGGUGAAGCGCUGCAGGUUCUGUCAUUUACCAAAAUUUUCAGUGAAGACAUACGAAUGACAUGCCUAGAUCCCUAUGCAUCACACGUAUUACAGACCUUGAUGGCGUUGUCUCUGAAGUUUACACAGAAGCAGAAAGAGAAGAAGAAUGCAGAGGUAGGUGAAGUAGGAAGUGAAGGAGAAAAGCAGCCUAUUACAAAAGAACAAAGAAAAGAAUUUGCGGCUUUCUUAAAUAAGGUUGGACGACUUGUUUACAAUAACUUAGAUGAGUUCAUUCGAGACACAUAUGGAAGUCACGUGUUGCGCUCCAUAUUGGAGACUUGUUCUGGAGUACAAGUGAAGGAUUCCAUUAAAAGUAGCAGAAAGUCACAGACUAAACAUUCUCUUUGCCAAAAUGUGGGACAGAUUCUCAGAGUUCCUGCUGAAUUGCAAAGUUUACUUCUUGAUAUCGCAAAUCGCUUGAUGAAGCUUCCAGAUUUACCAGGUAUUAUUACAAAUGAAUGUGGAUCUGCGGCUUUUCAGUCUGCCCUUCUUGUACUGAAAGGGAUAGAAAGUGAGCAGUGUGCUACUUUGAUGGAUCACAUUUUGUUACAUGGCUUAGCAAAUAUUUCACCCUCAUAUUGUGAUAGUUAUGAUGAAUUACUCAACAUUCCUCAUGUGUUUCAAAGCAAUCCAGCAGUACGUUUACUUGAAGUAAUUAUGUCUUGUGCAACGGCUGAUCAGCUGCAUAAUUUGUAUACACAGUAUUUCAAGGGACACAUAUCAGACUUGGUUAAGCACCCCAUAGGUAACUUUGCUGUGCAGAAGCUCCUGUUAACAUGGCAAGAAAAAGAAAAGGUUAGUUUUUCCUUUGAUUUUAAAAUAGAAAUAAAAAAACCUAUAAUAAAUGUAUUUCCUUGGUACUGA